AUGAUGCCUAGCACCGUAAGCCGAAAUUACCUACUAUGCUUUGGGAUCUAUGCAAUCGCAGCGGCACACAUCGAUCGCGAGGCUGUGGUCCGGUCGUACAACCCCAUUCGUUACGCAUCGUCGAACAGCACGCCGCUACAGGUCGGGAAUGGCAACUUCGCUUUCGGCGCAGAUGUCACUGGACUUCAGACUUUCGAGCCAUUCAACACGCUAUCUUCAUGGUGCUGGCAUAACUCAAGCUUGCCAACCACUGUGAAUCAAACUACACCUUCCGACUUUACCGGGUUGGACUGGUGGACUCACGGGAGACUUGUCAAUUACGAUCAGCCAAAUCCAGCUGAAAGCGACAUCAGUCAAUGGAUGAUAUCGAAUCCCCAGCGGGUCAAUUUUGGCCGUAUUGGCCUCUGGUUUGGAGGUGUCAUUGUGAACGAGAGUGGAUUGACUGAGAAGCUUCAAACACUGGAUCUCUACACAGGCAUCAUCACUUCAUCAUUCAAAUGGAACAACGAAAGGGUAGAGAUCUUGACAGCUGCAGACCCGGACUCCAGCACAGUCUCCAUCGAGCUUACAAGUAACCAUAUCGCCAAAGGGCUAUUAGGAGUGUUCUUUGACUAUCCAUACAUGACGGACACGAACAAGUUUGAGGACCCCUUCGUGGGGAACUGGACAUCUGCCUCCUCCCACAAGACCAAUAUUGUAUCUCAGACAGCAAGUCAAGCCUGCAUCAGGCACGACGAUGAUAUGACAUCCUACCUCACUACCAUCGCAUGGUCGACUUCUGGUAUAUUUUACCGCAAGGACCCGGAAGAACACAGAUACAUACUACGACCUCGCGGAGCUGAGAAAGUCUCGCUAACGGUGAGCUAUCACGCUCAGGAAGAUGAUCGAAAAGGCAUCACCAACCCGUCUGCUGGAAGCACUGGCUGGCAAAGCAAGGACACUCAAGGUGUGAUGUCUUCCUCAAAAUCAUGGUGGCAGCGCUUCUGGCAGCAAGGAGCGUUCGUCGACUUGACUCGUUCGCAUAACACGUCCGCACAUGAGCUACAAAGACGAGUCAUCUUGUCGCAAUACUUGUUAGCCGUGAACUCUGCAGGCUACGAUCCUCCCCAAGAGUCUGGUCUGGUCAACAACGGCUGGUACGGUAAAUUCCAUGCGGAAAUGUUUCUAUGGAAUAUUGGUCAUUGGGCUCGAUGGGGUCGACGAGAGCUCCUCGAUCGUGCUGUGCCUGGAGUGUACGAACGGUUUCUGGACUCCAGUAUCGAGCGGGCUGGUGGACAAGGUUACAGAGGUGCUCGCUGGGGAAAGAUGCUUGAUCCGUCGGGUCGCAGUGCGCCUGGUGAGAUUAACAGCCUGUUGAUCUGGCAGCAGCCUCACGCUUUACACUUCGCCGAGUACGAAUGGAGGGAUAGCCCCACUGUUGCCACACUGCAGAAAUGGAACAACGUGCUAUUCCAGACAGCAGAGUUCAUGGCCGAUUAUGCGUACUGGAAUCAGAGCACUUCUCGCUUCGACCUAGGACCUCCGAUAUAUCCUGUCAGCGAGAACACCAACCCGAACAUGACAAUCAAUGCUGCUUUUGAACUAGCAUACUGGCGGUUCGGCUUAGGCGUGGCCAUCGAAUGGCAGAAGCGUCAAUCGAAGCCCGUCCCUGAUCACUGGGAACGAGUAUAUUCCAAUCUCGCCCCACUGCCAGUCUCGGAUGACACAUACGUGAUCUACGAAGGCAUUCCUGAUAUGUGGAAUAACAGCACCUACACAGAAGACCAUCCAAGCAUGCUUGGACUUUACGGCUGGCUGCCGCCACAGCAAGGGUUCAAUAUCAGUGUGAUGGAAAACACGUAUCAACAUGUCUUGCACCGAUGGAAUUUGUCCUACAGCUACGGCUGGGACUUUCCAAUGCUGUCGAUGAGCGCGGCACGUCUGGGACACGUAGAUCAAUCGGUGGACUUCCUUCUUGAUGCAGGCUUUGAGUUCGAUGAUGCGGGAUAUCCUAUUGGCGGCGCAAGGGUACCGACGCCUUAUAUGCCAGCUUCUGCAAGCCUCUUGUGGGCGAUGGCUUUCCUAGCAGGUGGUUGGGAUGGUGACAUGGGCUCGAAAUUUCCCGACGAGUGGAAGGUGGAAGUAGAAGGCUUUCAGCCGGCGCUCUGA
Messenger RNA from Fulvia fulva, 2148 nucleotides. RefSeq lists its product as uncharacterized. The transcript has 2 exons. Gene Ontology annotation, biological process: carbohydrate metabolic process. The coding region runs from base 1 to 2148 and encodes 715 amino acids. NCBI's taxonomy places the organism in Eukaryota, Fungi, Ascomycota, Dothideomycetes, Mycosphaerellales, Mycosphaerellaceae. The record is from RefSeq and is a predicted model, not a curated record.